Darwinula stevensoni is the source of this 1690-nucleotide messenger RNA. The record is from the annotation of a GenBank genome assembly. Lineage: Eukaryota; Metazoa; Arthropoda; Ostracoda; Podocopida; Darwinulidae.
AUGGCAGUGGUGAGGGACUAUUCAACCCCAUCACAGAAGGAGUUGAAAAGGGAUUUGGAGACUCACCUGGAGCACUAUGUUGGUUAUCUCAACCAGUGUAAGCCAUUGUCUGUAUCCAUGAUCAAUUCCAUUCGGCAUCUUAAGAUGAAGAUCUCCAACAUCCAUCCUGGCAUACCAGAGAUUCAGGCCAAGGAGGAAUUGUUGGUUGCAAUAGGUGAUUAUGAGAGAGAGAAGAUACUUUUGGCUGAAGAAGCAAUUUCCCAGACUGCCAUUGAGAAAAUUGCUGAUGGCGAUGUUAUCCUCACCUAUGGGUGUUCCUCCUUGAUCACAAGCUUAUUGAUCAAUGCCCGGAAGAAGGAGAAAAAAUUCAGAGUGAUCCUGCUUGAUGGUCGGCCAUAUCGUCGGGGGGUACACACCUUGAGACGAUUGAUGGCCAAUGAUGUACCCUGUUCCUAUGCACUUGUUUCUGCCAUACAACCGCUCAUCAAAGAAGCCAACAAAGUGUUUCUUGGUGCCCAUGCUCUACUGGCAAAUGGGAAUGUGAUGUCUUCAAUUGGGAGCAGUCAGGUUGCAUUGGUUGCUCGCUCACACAAUAUUCCAGUCCUCGUCUGCUGUGAAACAUACAAGUUUUGCGAAAGGGUGCAGAGUGACGCUUUUGUUUACAAUGAACUUGGUGACCCUGGAGACCUGAUUGGGCCUGAUGAAGGUUCAGAGUCUCUGCGAUGCAAGUGGAAAGACCUUGAUGCACUGUAUAUUCUGAAUCUCCAGUAUGAUGUCACCCCUGCUGAUAUGGUUUCAGCUGUGAUCACAGAACUUGGCAUGCUUCCUUGUACUUCUGUACCUGUUGUGCUUAGGCUCAAGUAUGGGUGAUUUGGUUUCUGCAAGUGAGUGUUAAUCCUCAAGUGCUUCAAUUUCAUAGUGGGUUAGGUAUCCUCAUUCUAGAUUAUUUUCUCAUUCAGAAAUGUGUGAGACAAUACACUUUUUUUAAAUUAAGACUUUGUUCAUAUUUGUCUUCCAUGGCCAGGUGUCUAGAAAGUGUGCUGGUGUGUGGCAGUGUGGUCAGGAUUAACUUAUUGUUUUCCUGUUUCAUGAAACCCCAAAUGAUAUGGUGAUGUGGUCUUAAUUACUGUUUUGAAUUUUGAGGUGAUUUUUGAUGGAAUGAAAAAACAUCUCUAUUUCUAAUACAUCAUUAGCUGAAUGCAACCAAUGCAAAGGAACUAAGGAGAUCCAUUGUCAGUUACUACCUUAAUCAAUUUGCAGGUGAUUCAAUAGACUUGUUAAGCCCAGUAACUUCUCAGGAAGCACCAUUUAACAAGUGCUCCUAGCAGACUGUAGCUGUAUCUGCUGUGCUCCAUCUAUUUUCUGAUGAUGUAAAACAUGACAGUCUUUUUUCCUGUGACCAGCAAAGGGUGUUUCAUGUGGGGAACUCACUCACAUCUUCCCAGCUAAAUUGUUCACUUUCUGCCCUUUGUAUACAGUUAAGUAUGGGUUGAAGCCCUUUCCACUCACCCCAACCCAUCUCACAUUCACAUUAGGACUCAGUGUUGCCAAUUGCAUGGCUGUGUCCUCCCAGCCCUGUAAAUCCUUGUAUCCCAACUGCAAUGCUCAAAAUUUUGCAACCUACACACACACAUAAACAAUGCAUACAGCUUAGAUUGAAAUCUUCAUAAUUGUGUGCAGACAUCCUCUU